AUGCGAACUAGCAUUCCAGAGUUUAAUGGUGACACUUUGAAUCCAGAGAAUUUCAUUGAUUGGCUUGUUGUGGUUGAAGAGGUGUUCGAGUUCAAAGAGGUUCCCGAAGACAAAAGGGUUCCUUUGAUCACUACCAGGUUACGUGGUAGGGCAUCUGCUUGGUGGCAGCAACUGAAACUGUCUCGUGAAAGGAUGGGAAAGUCAAAGGUCACAACCUGGAGGAAGAUGAAGAAGUGCAUGAGGGCAAACUUUAUUCCUCAUAAUUAUCAGUGUUUAAUGUACCAGCGGUUAGAGAAUUUAAAGCAGGGAUCCAAAAGUGUUGAAGAUUACACAACAGAGUUCUAUCAAUUGGUGGCUCGAAAUGAUAUUCAAGAGACUGAAGAUCAACUUGUCUCUCGUUACAUUGGUGGUCUAAGGCUUUCGAUUAUGGAGUCUGUGAAUUUGUUUGAUCCGUUGACUAUUUCUGAUGCACAUCAGCGUGCCAUGGUUUUUGAAAAGCAAAACCGACGUAGUGGUGGUUCAGCCUCAUCUGCCUUGACAAGAGGUAGUUCGGGUUCGGGCAAUGUGGCGUCUCGUUUUGUGCCCAACCAAGCAAAACCGGGUGGUGGCACUUCUAGAUCUGGAUCUAAAGGGGCCGGUACUAGUAACAUGAAAUGUUUUAAUUUUGGAGAGACGGGUCAUUGCCAGGCAGAGUGUAAGAGGGCUCGGAAGAGACACUUGUAUAACGAACCUGAUGGAUGGGAAGAUGAUGAUGAAGUUGGUGAGACUUAUGAAGACAGCCCGCUUUAUGAUGAGGAGCCUGAGUAUGGAGAAGAGGAGGUGGCUGGAAUUGUGGGGUUGAGUCUGGUGGUUAGGCGCUCAUGCUAUACACCGAAGGCCAGUGAUGAUGAUUGGCUUAAGCAUAACAUCUUCCAUUCGACAUGUACUGUGUUGGGAAAGGUUUGUACCUUUGUUAUUGACUCAGGGAGUUGUGACAAUCUUGUUUCUGAGGAGGCUGUCAGAAAGCUAGGUUUAAAGGUGGAGAACCAUCGUAAACCUUAUAAGCUCCAGUGGCUCAAGAUGGGAGGCGAGGUACAAGUCAGUAAGCGUACCCUUGUUUCUUUUUAUGUUGGUAAAACUUAUAAGGAUGAUGUGUGGUGUGAUGUGGUACCUAUGGAUGCUUGUCAUUUAUUGUUGGGGAGGCCUUGGGAAUAUGAUCGAUGCGUAGAGCAUAACGGGCGUUCUAAUACCUACAGUUUUAUGUUUGAUAAUGUGAAGAUAACUUUGUUGCCUAAUAAACCUAAGGAAGUAGCUGCCAAGCCUACUGGUACCAUGUUGACUCUUUCUCAGUUUGAGAACGAAUUGGAGGUGGGAGAUGAUGUUUUUGUGUUGUUUGGUAAGGAAGUGGUUGACGGGGUUAACAUUCCUGAUGCUAUGGUUCCUUUGCUUGAAGAAUUUUCUGAUGUUUUCCCUGAUGAAUUGCCUGAUGGAUUGCCACCUUUGCGUGAAAUCCAACAUUGUUGGACCCAUGGAAACUUAAUACUUGCAAAAUUUAAACCCGUUGCUUAA
Helianthus annuus (common sunflower) is the source of this 1548-nucleotide messenger RNA. RefSeq lists its product as uncharacterized. Lineage: Eukaryota; Viridiplantae; Streptophyta; Magnoliopsida; Asterales; Asteraceae. The transcript has 2 exons. The record is from RefSeq and is a predicted model, not a curated record. Bases 1 to 1548 code for a protein of 515 amino acids. Gene Ontology annotation, molecular function: zinc ion binding; nucleic acid binding.